AUGCAAACAGGUGCCAUCAUCCAGCAUGGUGGAUUUCAGGAACUGCAAAAUCUCACCGUUCUUCCAAGGAUCAAAAUUCUUCAGAAAGGCAGUAAGGUGAGGCCAAGUCUACCUAGUAUUCGCCAACUGCUCAGAGAUAUUAAUUCGCGUGGCAGCGAAAAUAACUUUUCUGGCACUGGCACUGGCACUGGCAUUAACGGGGUUCACAACGCUCCUGGACAGGCCCAUGUAUAUUCUUCGGUCAGUCCUGAGGUCAAGGAACCAACCAAGAACUAUACAAGACUUUCUCAAAACAGUGACAACGAGAUCUCCCCUGCGCCCUCUUCUGAGGCGCCACGAUCUCAUGCUGAUAAUCACCAAACUAACAAAAGCUGUCAAGGCGACAACAUGCAAUUCGUGAGACUGCAGCCGUAUAGGACUGCACCACAACCACCAACAGCUCUAGGUCACAUCAAAAAACCGAGUGGUGAGCUCUUGAAACUCGCGUAUGCUGUCGAAGCGUCUUCUUUUGCAGGGCGUGGCACACUGACUGGCAAUCACCCCACCGACAGUAUUAUACAGCUCAAUGGGGAUUAUCAACUCAAAGUUGCAGACACCCUAGACAGUUUACAGGUCCUUUAUCGAAACUUGCAAGAGUGGCCACUAUCAAUGCAUAGUCAGGACGUCGGAAAUCACGAUGACAUGGCCCUUUUGAUUGAUUAUGUCUCACCUGAUAGCCUAGAAUUGACAAUUAGAAUGGCUAAGCGAGCGUACGACGCCCUCAAGACAAUCGAGCACUGGAAAAUAAAAUACAAGAGACUACACCCCGGUAUCUCUCGGCAUCAAAGCGACAAAGCGGUAAGAAAAAAAACCUCACCGCGAACACCAAGUAGUGUGAAGAGUAUAAGCAAAAAAAAUCGCCAUCAUCAAAUUGAGUUUUUGACUCAAAGGUCAAGAGAUUUAUGCGAGAAAAAACACUUUGACAGCUUGAAGCAGGUGUCGAAGAAACCAUCAAUGGGUGGUCGAGGAUCCCUGUCGACCCCCUCGACGCAAUUAGAAGAUGCAUCGACUAAAGCGGGACUGCAAUGUGCACAUUGUUUAUCAACCAAAACACCAGAAUGGAGAAAAGGGCCAUAUGGUAGAAGAAGCCUUUGCAAUGCUUGCGGACUCUUUUAUAAAAAACUCUUCAGAAAAUUUGGUGAUAGUCAAGCGAGCAUGAUCAUGAAGUACAGAAAAAGGAUUUCGAGCAAAGACCGUAAAGUUCCUAGGGUCUUCGACGUUCCAGAAGUCGAGUGA
Molecule: messenger RNA, 1275 nt
Organism: Lachancea meyersii CBS 8951
Lineage: Eukaryota; Fungi; Ascomycota; Saccharomycetes; Saccharomycetales; Saccharomycetaceae
Source: the annotation of a GenBank genome assembly